AUGACGCCGACACAUCCGCGUGCCUCACACUUUCGUUCAGGAGCUUCAUUGUUCCUUAUUGGUGGCCUCAUUCGAUGUGGUGGUUGUUGGAGGGGGUGUUGGUCUGGAUUGGUGGCUGAAAAUAAUGAUGUUUCAUUUCGUGUCUACUCGUUAAAAAUCCUGAUUUGUGUCAAAAAUGGGAACGAGUUAAUUAGCCAAAAAAUAUCUACAUCAAGCAAAGUGUCAAGGAAAAGUUCUUCGCAUUUCGAUGAAUCCGGCGGUUUGAACAAAAACAAUACGAACAGUCUGAUGUGCUGGAAGGUUGGUGCACCGGAGAGAGAUGACGAGAGGAGGAGAGGGGGUCGUGAUUCAGUUGCUUCUCUUAUUUUAUCACCAACCAUGGCAGAAGAUUGCGAGUUGGCAGACGUUUCUUGA
Messenger RNA from Helobdella robusta, 414 nucleotides. RefSeq lists its product as hypothetical. Bases 1 to 414 code for a protein of 137 amino acids. The transcript is spliced from 4 exons. The record is from RefSeq and is a predicted model, not a curated record. NCBI's taxonomy places the organism in Eukaryota, Metazoa, Annelida, Clitellata, Rhynchobdellida, Glossiphoniidae.